CAUGCAUACAAACUACAUUCAACAUCUAUAAAUUAUUAAUAGUAUAAAAACCCUUAAAAGAAAGCACUGCAAGUGCAAAAUUGGUGAUGGCGCUGUAAUUCUUAGAACGGGCCAAAUAAUUCUCUCCUACCAAUAAGAGGGGAACGAGAGUAACUUAAACCCACAAAAAAAAAAAAAAAAACGCAUUGGUUUGGUCGGGGAAAUUCCUUUUAAUUACUUUGAUUUUGUUCCUCUCAGUAAAAUCGACAAGUUAUUUCAGUAAUAUUACAAAAAUGUGGCAGGCGCAACAGAUAGCAGCAAUACAAAUAGCAAAUCAAAUGCUUUAUGCGAUGUCGGCACCAUCAAGCUACUCCUUGAGUCAGCGGCCGCCACAUUUAGCACAACAUGCUAUGGAAGACAAUGCUGCAGACACAGACGACGAGGAUGAUGAACAGUUACGCACGCUUUUUGUUGGCAAUUUGGAUGAUCGAGUCACCGAAGAUCUACUUUAUGAGGUUUUCCUGCAAGCAGGGCCAGUCGAAGCGGUACGGAUACCAAAAGACAAUAGUGGCCGUCAACGUAGUUUUGGAUUCGUUGUUUAUUCACAUCGUUGUACUCCGCCUUAUGCUAUCAGGUUAUUUGCCGGGUUAGCGUUUUACAGGAAAAUGGUAACAAUUAAGCUUCAAGAAGAUCCGAAUGCAUCCAAUAAACGACGUUCACUGGCCACUGAUUGCGAGCGAUACACACCCCGCCCAGGUGAUAAUAAUAUGUUACGCAGUACGAGCUAUCCAAGUUUUUAUGAUCCAAGUUUAAACGAAAACAAUACCUCAACGCAAUUUUCAAACCCGUUUCGGACAAAUGCACCUGACUGGACAAAGGGUAACAGCGGUAGAGGUCGAGACAGAGGUGGCAGAGAACGCGAACGAGAAGUUGACAAUGACCGCGGCGCAAGACAUUCAAACUCGCACUCCCGUUCACAUCCCUAUAAACGUGAUGAACGUCGGCAGCGUGAUGAAAGUCAGCGUCAGCGCAGAUAACAGAGGGUAGCCGAUGGCGGCAAAGAAGUUGGUGCCAUUGCAAAUGAUGGAAAUUAAAGACAUACCACAAAUAUUGUUAAUGAUAAUCACAGGUAGGGGCAGUAUACGUUGACAUUCAUUGCUCGCUGAUAUACAUACAUACACAACUUCCAUCAACCAAAAUAAUUUGGAUCCUUGGCCUAAUUAUAAGUGGCUUUUCAAAAUAUUAUUUAAGAAAUUUGGUAUAAUUUGAAAUUGAAUUGAUACAUGAUUAUAAAUUAACUUUUAUCUCUUGUAGAGUUUUAAUUAUAAAAGCAAAUAAAAUAAGAAAUUUAUGGCACAUCAACUUUAA
Rhagoletis pomonella (apple maggot) is the source of this 1347-nucleotide messenger RNA. RefSeq names its product RNA-binding protein 7-like. NCBI's taxonomy places the organism in Eukaryota, Metazoa, Arthropoda, Insecta, Diptera, Tephritidae. Gene Ontology annotation, cellular component: nucleus. The transcript has a single exon. The record is from RefSeq and is a predicted model, not a curated record. Bases 273 to 1016 code for a protein of 247 amino acids. Gene Ontology annotation, biological process: regulation of alternative mRNA splicing, via spliceosome. Gene Ontology annotation, molecular function: single-stranded RNA binding.